AUGUUCUCGAGGCAAGUGUUCGUAGGAAUGUUGUUUCCUGACCAGACUGUGUCGAUGGCGUCAUUAAACUCGAUUUCCGUCGUCCCGCUAAAUGCGUUGUCUGGUGCGUGUAGCGCCGAACAGGGAGAGAAAAACGGGGGGAAGAUCGGACGUCAGAAGGAGAAAACCGUCGCCAACCAGAUGAGCCGCUUAUGAGGCACUGAUUACAUUGCAUGUGGAAGUAGGUGACGCCGCUGCCUUGUUGACUUGUUGAUUUUCAAGGCGAAAAUUGACAGUUACCAACAAUUAGCCCUGAACAAUAAGUCCUCAUGAAGCAUGACAAUUAGAGGGUGCCUCGCUCAACAUGUACACACUACGUACAGUAUGCAUACGACACGGAACUUAGACGGCAAGGGAGACACAGGACUCGUA
Ectocarpus sp. CCAP 1310/34 is the source of this 411-nucleotide messenger RNA. The record is from the annotation of a GenBank genome assembly. Lineage: Eukaryota; Phaeophyceae; Ectocarpales; Ectocarpaceae.